AAUCACUCUUGUAUUCAUAUGAGUUUAUUAUGCAUGUACACGUAUAUGAUUAGAAUGUAUUGUAUAGAUAUGUCAACAAAUGUUGCAAGUAAAAACCUAACCUUACUUGAAGUUUUAACCUAUAUCUAUUCAGUAAUGUAAUUCAGAAUAUGAGGUUGCUACUUUCUAUAUUAUUUUAUAAGUUUGUAUAGUGUAUAAUAUGUAUUAUAUGCGCAAGAAAUAUAGUUUUAAACAAUGCAGUGUGAUUCUUUAGAGUUAGUAUAAAAUAACUGUAUUUGGUAACACACUGAAUUGUUGUUUUUAAUCAACUACGAGGACAUCUCAUUUGCAUUUUAACAGCUAUAGCAAGUUAACCAUUUAGCAUUAAAAUGGUUACGUUACAAGAUAUUAGCGUACAGCUUAUGAAACCAGCAAAGGACCUUGCAGAUUGGAAGUUUCCACUAUCUCAGAUUUUAGAAGAAUAUUAUGCAUUAUUAGAGGAACCGUGCAAUAUCAACUUUGGAGAAGCUGCACUUGUGCUACAAAAUUCAACUAAUGUAUAUGUCCGCAGGAUUGAACGUCUGUUCACUGAAAUCAAUGUUUUGAAGCAAACAUUUUUUGGCUACGAGGAAGAAGAAAGAAAAAAGUCAACCAGCAAAGAAAAACGGGUGCCCAAGAAGGCAUACAUUGAUUUUGAAAAUUUUGUUAUUUUUGAUUUGGAAAAAUAUAUCAGUAAAAAGAUUGAUAAGAAGCAGCGAUUUUCAACGCAGAAAAAGAUCAAACUGUUGAGCCAUCGGUUUACACAGUUGGAAAACAGCGUCACCCAAUUGUGUAUACCCAUUCAAGCGUUCGAUGUGUUGGGAGAAAUCAUAGGAAAAAAAUAUGAUUUCCGGUGCAAUCAAGCUAUAAAUACAACUGGGAUGUUAGUGGAUGAACUGACACCUUAUGAUUUUAAUCAUGUCAUCGGUUCUCGGGUUCAGAAAGGAAGAAACUCUCUGUCAUCCUACUCAGAACCGAAAACUCCUGGCACUGGAACAUCAGGGUAUCAUUCAGCUGCUUCAAUAAACGAUAAUGAAUGCGUAACAUCGAUCAUCGAAGAGUUUGAAGAAGAGGAUGAUUUUUCUUCGCCUAUAGCAGAUAUCUGCACAACAAUCGAACCAGAAAUCGUAGAAGAUGAAAGUGUGAUAGAUACAGAUUCUGCAAUUCUGCCUGCUACUGUCUUCUCUCAGCAAUAUAAUACAAUUGAAGAUCGUCUUACAGAACGUCAUAAUGAAAACGAUGCAGUGUUGCAUUCAUUUGAUGUUAACGAUCAGAGUAGUAAGGAAAUUGAUGAAAUUAGAAAAAAAUGUCAGAAUGAAAAGCCAGAGAAAAUGCUUCAAGUCGAGGAAAAUUGUACGAUGCAAGAUAAAAGUUGUGAGAUCAUAGAGAAACCGGAAAAUAAUGAAGCGAAUAAUAAUAAACAAUCAGGACGUAAUUCUAAAGAAGAUCGUUCUCAGAUAGUUGAGUUAGGUAGUGUUCAGGGCAAGGAAGGAUUACGAAAAAAAGGGAUUGAGAAAAUGAAGAUGUCGAUAUGCUAUGUGGAGGAUAUCAAUGAGUCUGAUUGGAAGCCAAUGCCGCUGAUUCAGGGAAUGGAAACUAUUCUUACUGACGAAUCGCCUGCCUUGAAGCUUCCGGAAUACAUUUCUCUUUUGGAAACCAAAUUUGGUUCCAAAAAGCGUAAGCUGACAUCAAAAGUAAACAAACCGGAGUGUCUUACAAAGCUUUUCCUUCGCGAAGUUGAGUCGUUCACGCAGAAGGAAAAGGAUCUUAUUUCACAAACGAAACAAACGUUCAAACGUUUGCGAAAGCAGGAACUGGAAGAUUUUAUGAAGAAUUUUGACGAAUGUUUGAAGGGCCCAGAAAAAGAAAACGAUGGUACGAGAUACGAAGCCAUGACAAGUUCGACCAUUGAUUUACUGGGCUUUCGAAUGUCUGAAAAGAAAAACAAUUUCAUCGAGAAUAAUACAGUAGAAAUGAUGAGCCGGAGUCCUUCUCCUAACGACACAGGAUUGGAAUCUGGUCAUAAUUCCUUCGACAUCGUCGCCCAGUCACCUAAUACAUGCAACGAUUGGUACGAGCCCUCGAUCUCGGAAAUUGAUUUGACAUAUUCGUUGCCAGAUUAUCAAACGUUAAUCGAAGAUAAGAUGAAGGAAAUCUUCAAGGAGUCCAAUGUGACGACCGAGCUGGACCAAAAUGUUUCCAAAUGGCAUGCUACCUUGCAGCCAAUAUUGUCCGAGGCAGAAAUUAGACCAACAUUCCGAAUUCACGAUUACGCUUCCCACAUAAUAGGAAAGUUGGAGGGAUUGGAACAGAAGAGGAUGACCUUCGACGAUGUUGUUCGAGAUAAGCCUGCUUGUGAAGUGGCGAGAUACUUUCUAGCCUCGUUGCAACUGGCCAACACGUACAACGUAGAAAUAAAAGAAAUAAACAACUGUGACAGCAUAGAGAUAGCAUUGCUCGAUGGCAAAGACUGUGAGAAGGAAUAAUUUAUUGUGGCAAUGAAAAAAGUUAUCAAAUGUACAAAUAUUAUUUUUCGUAUUUAUUUGAAGACAAAUUAUUAUUUUUAUUUUUGCUGUUUUAUAUGAAAGAAAUUAUUUUCAUAUACGAUUGUUACGAUUUCAUCUGAAAAAUGAACGAAAUUUUAAAUAAAAUUAAUCUACGGAA
This is a messenger RNA of Megalopta genalis, 2682 nucleotides long. RefSeq lists its product as uncharacterized. Gene Ontology annotation, cellular component: nucleus; condensin complex. Gene Ontology annotation, molecular function: chromatin binding. Gene Ontology annotation, biological process: mitotic sister chromatid separation; meiotic chromosome condensation. The record is from RefSeq and is a predicted model, not a curated record. Lineage: Eukaryota; Metazoa; Arthropoda; Insecta; Hymenoptera; Halictidae.